Myotis brandtii (Brandt's bat) is the source of this 1830-nucleotide messenger RNA. It is a transcript of the gene DGCR2, whose product is annotated as DiGeorge syndrome critical region gene 2. NCBI's taxonomy places the organism in Eukaryota, Metazoa, Chordata, Mammalia, Chiroptera, Vespertilionidae. Gene Ontology annotation, cellular component: membrane. Gene Ontology annotation, molecular function: protein binding. The coding region runs from base 49 to 1815 and encodes 588 amino acids. The record is from RefSeq and is a predicted model, not a curated record. The transcript has 10 exons.
GUGGCCUUUGGGUCCACGUCCGUGGAGCCACUACCUGCUUUGAGGUCGAUGGAAGCGAGAGAUGGAGUUCUUUCGCCGAGGAGCUGCGUCCUCGUUUCUGGUCCAGCGGCUGGAGCUAGGCUCGGGUUAGGUCGAGAGGGCAGCUUGUGGGGGCACCUGGUUCCCAUUGCUUCCUCCCAGCAGUGGGUUGAUGCCAGCGUCUCAGUCCUGGAAACCCCGCGGCUGGAGAGCAGUAGCCGUGUCGCUCAUGGUCACUCGGUGACAAUGAGAAGGACUCAGCCCAGGGACUGGACCCGAGGAGGUGCUAGGAGGCCGCCCAACAUCGCGCGGGCCUGUCCUGGGGCCGAGACGGACGCGCCCGCGCCCCGCAGGUGUGUCGCAGUCCAGGGAGCCCGGACUGUGCCAGAGUUGCGGUGCAACCCUGGGCAGUUUGCCUGUCGCAGUGGCACCAUCCAGUGCAUCCCUCUCCCCUGGCAGUGUGACGGCUUGGUGACUUGUGAGGAUGAGAGCGACGAAGCCAACUGUCCAGAAGUGACUGGGGAUUCUCGACCUUACCAUGGGAAGGAAGCUGUGGAUCCGAGGCAGGGGCGGGCCCGAGGUGGCGACCCCACGCAUUUCCACUCAGUGAAUGUGGCGCAGCCUGUUCGCUUCAGCAGGAAGUGUCCGACAGGGUGGCACCACUAUGAAGGCACGGCCAGCUGCUACAGGGUCUACCUGAGUGGAGAGAACUACUGGGACGCUGCACAGACCUGCCAGCGCGUCAAUGGCUCCCUUGCCACCUUCUCCACCGACCAGGAGCUGCGUUUCGUCCUGUCCCAAGAAUGGGACCAGCCAGAGCGGAGUUUCGCUUGGCAGGACCAGCACAAGUUGUGGGUUGGCUACCAGUAUGUCGUCACCAGCCGGAACAGCUCCUUAGAAGGCCACUGGGAGGUAGCAUUCAAAGGUUCCUCAGAGGUUUUCCUACCCCCAGACCCCAUCUUUGCCUCGGCCAUGUCUGAAAGUGACAAUGUGUUCUGCGCCCAGCUGCAAUGCUUCCACUUCCCCACUCUCCGCAACCAUGACCUGCACAGCUGGCAUGCGGAGAACUGCUACGAGAAGUCUUCGUUUCUCUGUAAAAGAAGUCAGACAUGUGUUGACAUCAAGGACAAUGUGGUGGAUGAAGGGCUCUACUUCACCCCCAAAGGAAAUGACCCAUGCCUGAGCUGCACCUGCCAUGGAGGGGAGCCAGAGAUGUGCGUGGCUGCCCUCUGCGAACGGCCCCAGGGCUGUCAGCAGUAUCGCAAGGACCCCAAGGAGUGCUGCAAGUUCAUGUGUCUGGACCCAGAUGGGAAUAGCCUGUUCGACUCCAUGGCCAGUGGGAUGCGUCUCAUUGUUAGCUGUAUCUCCUCCUUUCUCAUCCUGUCCCUGCUGCUUUUCAUGGUCCACCGGCUACGCCAGAGGCGCCGGGAGCGCAUUGAGUCCCUGAUUGGAGCAAACCUGCACCACUUCAACCUUGGCCGGAGGAUCCCCGGCUUUGAUUAUGGCCCAGAUGGGUUCGGCACAGGCCUCACGCCGCUACACCUUUCUGAUGAUGGAGAAGGAGGGACUUUCCACUUCCAUGAUCCUCCGCCCCCCUACACUGCGUACAAGUACCCAGACAUUGACCAGCCUGAUGACCCACCGCCACCUUAUGAGGCCUCCAUCAACCCUGACAGCGUGUUCUACGACCCUGCAGCUGCAGCUUCUGGUCUGGGGGCUGUGAGCACUGUUCCACCUGCCCACCUACAGCCCAGUAAUGCCCUAAUGUCACGUGGGUCCUGGUUCAACCCCCACUGAAUCUGAAAGGGUUUC